AUGGCCGGCACCGGCUACACGGACCUGCGGGAGAAGCUCAAACACAUGAUGCCCUACCGGGACGGCCACAAAGGCAGCGGUGGCAGCCUCCCCCGCGAACCCCCUGAACCUCCCUACGACCGCAAACGGCGGCACCAGGAUUCCGGUUCUGAGCCCAGCGACUACGAGGAGCAGAAGGAGGAAGAAGAAGCUCGGAAAGUCAAAAGCGGCAUCCGCCAGCUUCGGCUCUUCAGCGCCGAGGAAUGCGCCAAGAUCGAAGCUCGCAUCGAGGACGUGGUGUCCCGGGCGGAGAAGGGGCUCUACAGGGAGCACACGGUGGAUCGCGCCCCGCUGCGGAACAAGUAUUUUUUCGGGGAGGGUUACACCUAUGGGUCUCAGCUGCAGAGACGAGGCCCUGGCCAGGAGCGCCUGUACCCGCGGGGAGAAGUAGAUGCCAUCCCUGAGUGGGUGCACGACUUGGUGAUCAGGAAGCUGGUGGAGCACCGGGUGAUUCCCGAGGGCUUUGUGAACAGUGCCGUCAUCAACGACUACCAGCCGGGGGGCUGCAUUGUCUCCCACGUGGACCCCAUCCAUAUCUUUGAGAGGCCGAUCGUCUCUGUCUCCUUCUUCAGCGACUCGGCGCUCUGCUUCGGUUGUAAAUUCCAGUUCAAGCCCAUCCGAGUUUCGGAGCCUGUUCUCUUCCUGCCCGUCAAGAGGGGAAGCGUCACAGUGCUGAGUGGAUAUGCAGCUGAUGAAAUUACACACUGUAUCCGACCACAGGACAUCAAGGAGAGGAGAGCCGUCAUCAUCCUUCGAAAAACCAGACUAGAUGCACCUCGAUUGGAAACAAAAUCCUUGAGUAGCUCUGUGUUGCCACCAGGUUAUAACUCUGACCGUCUGGCAGGAAGCAACCGGGACCAGAUCCUGAAACCAAAGCGGUCCCAUCGCAAAGCAGACCCUGAUGCUGCUCACAGGCCACGGAUUCUAGAGAUGGAUAAAGAGGAGAACAGGCGCUCGGUCCUCCUACCAAAACACAGGAGGAGGAGCAGCUUCAGCUCUGAGAACUAUUGGCGAAGGUCUUACGAGUACACAGAGGACUGUGAUGAGGAAGAGGAAGAUGGCAGCCCAGCUAGGAAAGUUAAAAUGAGGCGACACUGAGGAUUGCACUUUCCAGGCUCGUGGAGCUGAUGAGAUUGGCUUCCAGUCUGUGAUAACUUUCUCCUCCCUCUGGCUAUCUUCCAUCUUAGCUUCAGUUUUUGGUUUUUUCCUUUCAAGCUGAAGAGUAAACAGGAAGGAUCUAGUAGUGAUUUGUUUUUAUGAAUGGAGGAGGAAUGCUAAGAGGGACGUAAGGAUGGAACCUGUCCAGUGCACAUGGUGCCCUGAGUCAUGGGUCAAAUGGGCAUCUCUCUCCCUUAGGAAGCAGAUAAAAGUUAUGCCAGGCUGUUUGUUGGGAUUUCUUUUGAAAACACCAAAAAGUUUAUAACUGUUUCAUUGUGCAAGAUUCAAGAAUUGUAUUUUUUGGGGGUUUGGGUUUUGUUUGUUUGGGUU
Messenger RNA from Indicator indicator, 1527 nucleotides. RefSeq names its product alkB homolog 5, RNA demethylase (gene ALKBH5). Gene Ontology annotation, biological process: mRNA processing; mRNA export from nucleus. Gene Ontology annotation, molecular function: oxidative RNA demethylase activity. Gene Ontology annotation, cellular component: nucleus. The record is from RefSeq and is a predicted model, not a curated record. NCBI's taxonomy places the organism in Eukaryota, Metazoa, Chordata, Aves, Piciformes, Indicatoridae. Bases 1 to 1137 code for a protein of 378 amino acids. The transcript is spliced from 4 exons.